CUAGGUGCCGAGAUUGAGGACGCCUCGGNNAAGCAUGGUAACGGUAGGUCCUAUACAGAAACAUUUUUACUUUUCUCCCAAGACGUCCCCUCUCAAAACCUUGGCAUAAUCGAUUCACAAGCCCCUCUUCUUGAUCUGAGUAUCGGACCUCGUGACCUCUCCAUCAAGCAAUCUCCUGCCGUCCUCAACUCUGCUCGUGGAGGUGGUACUACAGGUGCUGUUGUCUGGAAGGUGACUCCGAGGUUUGCCGAGUGGUUGGUAUCGCCUGGUAACAUACUAGCACAACAUGGCAUCGUGUCUGUGGAGUCAAGCGUGCUUGAGCUGGGGUCUGGCAUCGCCGGCAUUGUGCCUUUGACUCUGGCCCCUCUGGUACGGCAAUAUAUCGCUACAGAUCAAGUAUACGCCCUCAAACUCCUGAAAGAGAACAUCGACCAGAACACAACACCAACACAAACUGGAGCAAAGAACAAGAAGACCUCGAAGAGAACAAACCCUCUACCAAGCUCGAAUAUACAAGUGUUAUCUUUGGACUGGGAGACUGAUGAUGUCGAUUCAUUUCUCAAAAGCAACAAUGCACACAAAGGAGUCGAUUUGGUCGUUGCCUGCGACUGCAUAUACAACUAUGCACUGAUCAAGCCGUUUGUUCAGACAUGCGCUGAUGUCUGUCGAUCAAGGACAGACGAACGCCCGACAGUCUGUGUGAUAGCACAACAACUACGACAGCCAGAUGUGUUCGAAGAGUGGCUCGAGGAGUUCAACAAGCACUUUAGUACCUGGAGACUCUCAGACGAUGUAUUGACAGGUCCUCUGAAAGAGAGUUCAGGGUUCAUGGUCCACGUCGGCAUCCUCCGUGGAGGCUCGAUGGUGGUGUGA
Aureobasidium vineae is the source of this 873-nucleotide messenger RNA. NCBI's taxonomy places the organism in Eukaryota, Fungi, Ascomycota, Dothideomycetes, Dothideales, Saccotheciaceae. The record is from the annotation of a GenBank genome assembly.